Xylaria bambusicola is the source of this 1644-nucleotide messenger RNA. RefSeq names its product T-complex protein 1 subunit theta. Gene Ontology annotation, cellular component: chaperonin-containing T-complex. Gene Ontology annotation, molecular function: ATP hydrolysis activity; ATP binding; ATP-dependent protein folding chaperone. The record is from RefSeq and is a predicted model, not a curated record. The coding region runs from base 1 to 1644 and encodes 547 amino acids. Lineage: Eukaryota; Fungi; Ascomycota; Sordariomycetes; Xylariales; Xylariaceae. The transcript is spliced from 3 exons. Gene Ontology annotation, biological process: protein folding.
AUGUCUCUUAACAUCCCCAGCGCCCCCAAUGCCGGGUUGUUCAAACAAGGCUACAACAACUACGAUUCCGAAGAUGGCGCCGUCCUACGAAACAUCGAUGCUUGCCGAGCCAUCUCUUCCACCGUCCAGACAUCACUUGGCCCUUAUGGCCGCAAUAAGAUCGUCAUAAACCACUUACAGAAGAUGAUCCUGACCUCCGACGCCGCCACUAUCCUAAAAGAACUCGAUGUUGUUCACCCUGCUGCUAAACUUCUUGUUAUGGCCAGCCAGCAGCAGGAGGCCGAGAUGGGCGAUGCCACCAACUUAGUCAUUAUCCUAGCCGGCGAGCUUCUCAAGAAAGCCGAGGACCUUCUACGCAUGGGUCUGAAAACUGCUGAUAUUGUCACCGGCUAUGAACGCGCUCAGACAUUCGCCCUAGAAGCUCUAGAAGACUUGGCUGUAGACAAAGUCGGGGAUAUCCAGGACCAAGAGGAGCUGAGCAAAGCUAUCCGAACGGUCGUGGCAAGCAAGCAGAAUGGAAACGAAGAGAUCCUAGCUAACCUUGUUGCCGAGGCCGUCUUGGCGGUCAUGCCCAAGAACCCAGUCAACUUCAAUGUCGACAACGUUCGAGUCGUCAAGAUCAUGGGUGGAAGUCUAGAGCAAAGUCGGGUUGUGAAGGGCAUGGUGUUCCCAAGAGAGCCUGAUGGAUCUGUCAAAAAGGCAAAGAAGGCCAGGGUUGGCGUAUUUUCUUGCCCCAUCGACAUAAGUCAGACGGAGACCAAGGGAACCGUCUUGCUCCACAAUGCUAAGGAGAUGAUGGAAUUCUCAAAGGGCGAGGAGGAGCAGCUCGAGACGGCCAUCAAGGAACUCCAUGACGCGGGGAUAAGAGUGGUCGUUGCCGGCUCUACAGUAGGGGAGCUUGCAAUGCAUUACCUCAACCGCUAUGACAUCCUCUGCAUCAAGAUCUUGAGUAAAUUCGAACUACGGCGACUCUGUCGUGUGGUGGGUGCCACCCCUCUAGCGAGAUUAGGCGCUCCAAUGCCGGACGAGACAGGAAAUGUCGACGUUGUUGAGACGCUUGAAAUUGGCGGUGAUCGUGUGACCGUCUUUAGACAAGAAGACGAAGUAACAAGGACAGCUACUUUGGUACUGAGGGGCGCUACCCAAAACUUCCUGGACGAUGUGGAACGAGCAGUUGACGAUGGCGUGAAUGUGGUAAAAGCCAUAACCCGUGAUCCCCGGUUAGUGCCUGGUGCUGGCGCAACGGAAAUCGAGCUAGUUGGACGCAUACAAGCGUUUGGUGAAAAGACUCCUGGUCUACCACAGUACUCUAUCCGGAAAUUCGGCGAAGCCUUUGAGGUUAUCCCACGGACUUUAGCAGAGAGCGCUGGCCUCGAUGCUACAGAAGUAUUGAGCAGGCUUUAUACAGCUCAUCACAAAAAGGACGACUGGACCACUGGCGUCGACAUUGAAAAUGAUGACAGCACCGGUACCCUUGACGCUAAGGAGGAGGGUAUAUUAGACCUCUUGGUCAGCAAAUCCUGGGCGAUCAAACUAGCAACUGAGGCGGCUCGAACUGUGCUCUCGGUCGACCAGAUCAUAGUCUCAAGGCAAGCAGGUGGCCCCAAGCCUCCAGGGCCCAACCCAAACUGGGAUGAGGAUUAA